Molecule: messenger RNA, 990 nt
Organism: Mya arenaria
Lineage: Eukaryota; Metazoa; Mollusca; Bivalvia; Myida; Myidae
Product: cation-dependent mannose-6-phosphate receptor-like
Exons: 7
Coding region: 128-919 (263 amino acids)
Cellular component (GO): trans-Golgi network
Source: RefSeq, a predicted model, not a curated record
UGUUUACAAAUGGAGAGUGUUGGUGAAUUUUACAUUGUUUUCAGAACGUCGGAAUAAACUUGAUUUUUAUCCAUCGUUUAUUUUGCCGAAUUUGCCUAUUUGCUUGGACAUAAACAAACCUUUGAGGAUGAUUGGAUCUUUUUACAAUUUCCAAAGACGCGGCGUAUUACUGCUGGUAGUACUCGUCCUCCAUGCUAGUGAGACAUUGUGUGCUACCUGUGUUCAGAGCGGUCAAUGUGCGUGUACUUAUGAUGACGGAUCGGGGACUGUGGACCUUUCGCCAAUAGCUAGCACGGACCAAAGCAACCCCCUGAUUCGUGACGCGUUUGCUCCCGAUACGUACGCCUACUCGUUCAACCCCUGUCUUCCGUUUACUGAAGGCACCUGUGUGAACGCCGCGGCUUGUCAGUUUGACACGAAUGGCAACAUCUACUACAACAUCGGAGAUUCGUCCAAGGUGACACUGGCCAACUCCGGUACAACAAUCACUGCCACUUACGUAGCUGACGACGGUGCCAGGCAAUCGAAGGCGACUUUCACCUGUGAUCCAAACAAGGACCCACCAGACGUGCAAGCCUUGGGGGAAACAUCACAGUCUUUCUACGAAUUUGCAAUAACAACGAAGUACGCAUGUGCGAGUUCCGGUCCUGGUCCCGGUCCCGGUCCCGGUCCGGUAGUUAUAGUGACUACUUCACUAAGCAUUAGUGUGGGAUGGAUCCUCACUAUUCUGUUUCUAGGAGUGGGUGUCACAUAUUUAGUGGCAGGGGUCGUGUUUAACCGGUUUUACCGCCAUAACGCUGGAAGGGAGCAAAUACCGAACAUUAACUUUUGGAUUGCCAUUCCUGGCCUCAUUAAGGAUGGUUGUCUUUUUGUAGUCGGCAAAGUCAAAAACAUCAGAGGUGGAUAUCAAAAAUAUUAAAAAACAAGUGUCGUGACAUUCAGUAUUGGUUGAUGUCUGUUGAUGAAGGAAUAUAAUAAACUUGACGUGUG